GCGCAUGCUCUAUACAGUAGAGGGUUUCCCCUAGGAUUUUGCCUUGGAUUUUAAUAUCUCUCCUGUUUUAACAGAAAGCAUCAAUCCAGAAACGGUUGACCUCAUUUAACCAAAAUGAGUUCUAUAACGAUAGUACCACCAGAAUCACCAGUGACUGAAUAUUCUGGAAAUGCCGCACAGAGCACAAUUGGUCCUAUGGAUGCAGAAUGUUUUGUGGACGUGCGUGCAGGCCGGGAAAACUUUCAACUGGCAAAAUACGCAGGCAGAUUACCCAAAGCUGUUCUUGAAAUGAGACAACAGCAUUAUAAAUUGAAACAACAGCAAUUACAGACAGCACAUAGUCCUCAGCUUCCAGACCCCUCCUCUACCCUACAACAUCAGCCAGCCCUUAAAAAUCCAGCUUGGAGCCAAGACAAGGUUACAACAUCAUAUCAAUUCAAAGCAUUCAACGCUGAAGGCCUGAUAUUGAAAGAGUCUCAAAAACCAGUGGACGAGGGUUUUGACUCUCUGAAGAUUAAAGCUUCUGCCACAAAGCCACUAGAGGACGAUGCCCAGCCAUCUGACACAAUUCAGGAAGGCAAGGUUCAGCUGUGCUCCAAGAAGGGCUGUGAGGCUUUCUUGCUUGAUAUUGACAAGUUGAGAGGCACCACUGGGGUACUGUUGAAUGAUCAUUUCAAGCCCAAGGGAGACCGAUAUGAAGUGGGGACCCAUUACAAUAAGGUUGAUAGACUGGGUGCUGGAUUUUUCGGUACGGUGGACCGGUGUGUCGACAAAAGAACCCAGCUGAAGUUUGUUAUGAAAAAGCUGAAGAAGACAACCUUCAACCGAAAGGAGGUGCUUGUUCCGGCCAUGUUUCCUCAUAACAACAUGACACACAUGUUUGGCAUCAUCAGCUACCCAGACAGCAUCGAGUUGCUCAUUGAAGACGCCGGCACAUCCCUUAACCGUUUUGUUAACAAGCACCGGGACCUGUGCAAGUCUGAUAAACAGAUGUGGGACCUUGUUAGGCAAGGCUUACGGGCCCUGGCUCACCUUGAAAAAUAUGGAAUCACCCACCUGGACAUUAAACCUGAAAACAUGUGCAUUUUGACACAAGAGGAUGGAAGCCUAGUACUGAAACUGACAGACUUUGGCUCAGCUUGCACCCUGCGAGAAUCCCUCAACUUUGUCGGCAUGACCCCAGAAUACCUGGCCCCAGAGAUUGCCAAGGUGGCUUUACAGCGGAAAUUCAAGGUUCUGAAUUUUGGUGUUUCUGAGGGAGAUGUUACAUGCAAAGUUGAUGUCUUUUCGUUCGGACUUGUGAUCAUGUACAUUUACAAGGGCUGCCACAUUCUGCAAAAGUUGAUUCCCCAGGGUCAGACUUCCUACAAGAACUUCCCUCGUGAACAACAACACCUGCUCCAAAUUCUUAUGCAGUUGGCGAAUGAGGAUACAUGUACCUUCAUUAAGAACCUUAUCCCGGACGAAUGUAGCCUGGAUAUGCGAGGCCUCAUCUCAGAUCUGGUGCAACAUGAUCACCAAAGGCGCCCAGCAGCUAGUGUCGUCCUGCAGAGGUUGGAGCAAGUUGUUAAACCAGAAAGUGCUAAACAAGAGGAGGGUCUAAGUCCUCUACAGGUGAACUCUGCUGCAAAAUAUUUCCAAAAAGCAGGCAAAACUCUUACUGGCAAGGGGCUUAAGUGGCAAGGCAAAGGGAAAGGAAUGAGCCGGGGCUCCACAGUGGCGAGGCAGUCCCCUUAUAGAGAGAGACCGGUGGCCAGCAAGGUGAUGAAUAAUUCUUUGACACCUGUUGAGGAAAUGAGGACAUUGUGCAUUGAGGAACAGCCUGUACAGGGAGUGACAGACAGCCACGCUCCGGUCGCCCAGGCCUCAAUGGAAACAGAAUGCACCAAUGACUGUGAAUUCAUUGACGACAAUGCCCCUAUGGCCAACAUCCAGGCUUGCCUGAUCCCCCAGUUCCACCAGACAAGCCCCUUCCCUCAGACAGUGCAGGCAUACACUCAGGCAUCUAAUGUGCAGGAUGUUGACCUCCGAAGGCCUGUCUCGUCUUCCCAGACCGUACAAUCCCUGAGACCUCAGACACUUCAGGCAAUGAGGCAGGCAGCUUCACGGACAACUCGACUAUUCACCGAACUAGAUGUUUUUGGGAAACUCCUGGAUUUACCGGCCAAAUCCCAGCUACAAGAAAUGACUCCGGAGAGUCCACCAAACCCCCAGCCAACAGCUAUGAACCAGGAUUGUCCUCAAGCCCGGUUGCCGUGCUUUGACAUGCUCUUUAGCUAAAUACACAAUUGUCAGAUCAAGAAUUCCAGCUUUGAUUGACUUCAAAUCUGCAAUUGUUGGUGUAUGUUGUUAAUGGGGAGAAAAUUUGUCAAUCUGGACAUGCAGUUAUUGAACCACGAAGAGACACCAAAAACUUUUGUUGUAUUUUUAUUUGUUCUUUUCCUAUCAUUUUGGUUUUUGAUUGUUAACCAUUGUCUGUAGUGUGCCAUGUUAAACAAAUGAGGUGAUAUCAAUUUUGAGUAUUCUUUAACAGAUAUUUGAAGUGGCAUUCUUAUUCAAAAUCAAUACAUACACAUGUUUUACAAACAUAAAUUUUGAGUGAUAAAUCUUUUACUACUUACUAAAUAAUACAUUUAAGGAAAAUUUUAAUUACUGACAACAAGAUUGUAACCAUGUAUAUAAUAGCUGAAAACGAAAAAAAAAAAUAAAUGAUUGGUGAGUGCUAAAAGAUUUACUGUGAUCUAGUAUUUCAAAUUAAACACAGUAUCCUUCACAAGAACCAUUGCUUUGACAUUUAUUCAUCCUUUUUGGUAUAUUAAAACAUUUUUUUAUGGUAGAUUGUAUUUGGGAGUCAGAGUGCAACUUUAAAGUCAUUUUAGAGGUGUGAUAUGAAUGUUUUGAACUAUGGAACUUGUAACCAUGUUUGUUUUCCUUUUUGAUACAUGAUUAACCCAGUGUAAAUGUGAACCUUUUUAAUUCUCUUUCUUUUCUUUCAGUCGGUCUUUUUUCCUUUUGCUGUCUCUCGGUUGAUUUUGUUUGAAAUUGAACGCAUUAAUUAUUACAGGGCUGUCUUUCUAAUGAUUUUGGGGCCAAAAUGCGUUCCCAUUUAUAUGUUUUCCUUGGCCUGCAAAAUCCUUCUCACUCAUUUUUGUAUAAGUGGACAUAAUCCUUCCCAUAAACUAUGUCUGCCUUGUAUAAACAAUGGGAGGGAUUAUGUCCGCCUUGAAAAAUUGAUGGGGGGGAAUUAUGUCCACCUUGUAAAAUUGAUGGGAGGGAUUAUGUCCACAUAUACAAAAAUGAGCGGGAGGGAUUUUGUCCGCCUCCGAAUCCAGUUAUUAUUGAUCUAAAUUUGAUUAUCAUAAUGACACAAGUAGCAACAAUUUACCUACACUGAAAUUUAUUUAAGAAUAUUUUUUUUUGCGGAUUGGAAAUUUGCUUUAUCUGGCAGAAGGGCUCCAUUCCUUUUGAGCUGAGUGACAGCCAUGUUUAGAGUUUAAUCUAUUGAAAAUGUAAUGAAAUAUUAAAAUUUAAGUAUUGAAGAGAAGCAUGUGAUAUUUGUAAUAUAAAACAGUAUAUAAAUAAAAUAUAUAUUGAACUAUAUUUAAAGUAUAAAACAAUGAAAUACAGUAUUGUAUUUGUAUAUAUUUAUACAUAUACAAUGUUCUUCUGCGUAUAAUGUUUGUACAAGAGGCUUUAGUAUACCAGCGAGAGUUAAGGUAAAUAAUAUAUAUGUAUGCUGCUACACACACACACAGAAAAAAAGAAUAGUUUAAAAGUAUUUCAAUGAAUUUACAUAGUAUUGCUUGAAUAUAUUUUUUUCACCCCACUCUAUACAUUUUUUGAUUUCUCAACAUUUGUAUAAAAUUGGGUAUGUUUCAUCCUUGUGUUAGUAUAUUUCCAUCCUUGUGUGAACAUAUUAUUUUCAUAUUUCCAUCCUUGUGUGAGCAUAUUUUCAUUCUUGUGUUAGCAUAUUUUCAUCAUUUUGCUCUCAUGUUUCAUAAUGGUGUCGGGAUGAUUUUCAUCAUUAGAAUGUAGACAGUAAACAAUCAUAAAGCAUUUGUAAAAUGUACCAUUUUGUUAUUGCAGAGUUUUUUGUAUGAUACACUAUUCCAUUCAUGAUUUAUGAUUCUGUUAAGUUGUAGAUUGUGACUUGUGCUAUUUAAUUUAGUUUUGUCUUAUUUUAUUUUAUUGCUUGUCUGUGAUAUGUAUACGCCUGUUCACAGAAUAGGACAUAUAGUAGUUUCACCUGCAGCGUGCUAUGGCGGUGUCUUGUUAUCUGAUCAAUAACUUUAGAGGCAUUUGUCCAAUCAUCAUCAAAUGUGGUCAGAAUGUUUAAGUUAAUAAUAUCUAGGUCAAAUUUGUUAACUAACCAUAGUGCUGGAGUCACUUAAGAGUUACUGCCCUUUUAUUAUAUAUUUUUUCAUGUCUUGUCAGACGAAUUUCCUCGAAAUCUUUUGUUUUAUCAUCGGUAAAUUUGAUCAAAAUGUGUAAGGGCAUACAAUUUUGGUUUAGUUUGAUAAUCAGCCAUGUCACCUUAGCCAAAAUCAUGUAUUUACAGUGUCCGCUCUCGAAAUUUGGCCAACAUACAACCAGUUGACACCAAACUUGGUGUACUAAAAAUGACGGGCAUAUUUUGCGAUAGUUGCCGCUCGUGAUUUAAAUUAGUUUCUUUUGUGGCUUGUUUUUGUACUUCCCAUUUCUGCUUAAACACUGAUGCUGUCUGCCUUUCAUGAUGUCCUUUCUGUUUUGAAGAAUUGUCAAUUCCUAUUCAGGAACAUGUUUGUUAUGUUUAAAUGAAUUCUUAUAAUUUUGGUUUAAAUAUAUUUUCAAAAAUGAAAUAUUUAAGUAGUGUACGUGAUAUUUAUAGUGAAAUAAUACGUGACUCUUCUUUAAAACGGGGACGACAACAUUAUGCUUGAUCUGGAAUAAAUGUGCUUGAACAAAA
Mya arenaria is the source of this 4945-nucleotide messenger RNA. RefSeq names its product myosin light chain kinase, smooth muscle-like. The record is from RefSeq and is a predicted model, not a curated record. Lineage: Eukaryota; Metazoa; Mollusca; Bivalvia; Myida; Myidae. Gene Ontology annotation, biological process: protein phosphorylation; mitotic DNA damage checkpoint signaling. Gene Ontology annotation, molecular function: protein serine/threonine kinase activity; ATP binding. The coding region runs from base 115 to 2280 and encodes 721 amino acids. Gene Ontology annotation, cellular component: nucleus. The transcript has 14 exons.